CUCCGGACGAUUUCUUCUGAUACUGCCCAAGAAUAGAAUGAAUUAGAAUCCUACCCAUAAAUUAUUUUUGAUCUCACGUUUCACUUUUUUCACUAACAUUUUAGAUAUUUCGCUUAACUUUCAGACCAUGUCCGCCAAAGGGUUUUUAAAGCCCAAGGACGAUGAUUUCAUCCCAUGGACGGAGGACAAGCUUGACGUGGAUGCUCAAAAGGACACGACCUUCGUCUACAACUCCACCCCGUCCUUGGGGCUGGCCGCUCAGAGACAAAAACUGCCCAUUUUCAAGACCCGCGAUCACAUCUUAUACAUGUUGGAGCAAUUCCAGGUGGUCAUUAUUGUGGGAGAAACGGGUAGCGGGAAAUCCACGCAAAUCCCACAGUAUCUAGUGGAAGCGGGUUGGUGCCAAGAAGAGGGUCAAAUGAUCGGAAUCACUGAACCGCGAAGAGUGGCUGCCACCACUCUGGCGGCUCGUGUGGCGGAGGAGAAGCAUUGUCCCAUGGGCGAACUAGUUGGGUACAGUAUUCGAUUUGACGAGUGGUUCGAUCGAGCCAAAACCAAGAUCAAGUACAUGACCGAAGGUAUUCUCGUUCGAGAGAUGAUGGGUGAUCCGCUUUUGAAGUUGUAUUCCGUGAUCAUGUUGGACGAGGUCCACGAACGCACGGCUCAAAUCGACAUCAUCAUGGGCUUGAUGAAGAAGAUUUUACGCAAGCGUCGCGAUUUGCGCGUGAUCAUCUCUUCAGCCACCGUGGAUGCCGAGUACAUUCGCGAUUUCUUCAAUGCUAAUCGAACCAAAGAUGUGAGCAAGGACACGGCUGCCAUCAUGAGUAUCAGCGGAUCGAAUUUUUCGGUCGAGGUGUUUUAUCUAAACGAACCUUGUCCAAAUUACGUCCAAAGUGCAGUGGAAACGGUCCUGAAGUUGCAUGAACGGGAGCCCCCUGGCGAUGUCUUGGUUUUUCUCACGGGUAUGGACGAAGUCGACCAUUGUGUAACAUUGCUCAAGGAACGAACAUCAAAUAAGCACAGUAAACACGGCUUGAAGAUUUGGCCUCUCCCCAUGUAUGGCUCUCUGCCGCCUCAAGAUCAACUCAAGGUGUUUCGACCAUCGCUCAGAGGAUAUCGGAAGAUCGUGGUGGCCACCAAUAUCGCGGAAACCUCCAUCACGAUCGAAGGUAUCGUCUACGUGAUCGACAGUGGCUUUGUCAAACUUAAAUGGUACAACGCAGACACCAAUGUGGAUGCGUUGAUUGUCACCGAGAUCUCACAAGCGUCAGCCGAACAAAGAGCCGGUCGAGCGGGUCGCACUCGUCCCGGACAGUGUUAUAGACUUUGUAGAGAAGAUGAUUUUCAAAAGUUGCCUUUAAACACCCCACCCGAAAUGCAGCGAACGGACUUGAGUACGGCUGUUCUUCAAUUGAAAGCUUUAGGCAUUGACAACGUGGUUCGCUUCGAAUUCCCAAGUGCUCCGCCUUCCAAGAACCUUAUGGCCUCAUUGGAGCUCCUGUAUGCUUUGGGGGCGAUCGAUGAUAAUGGACUUUUGACCAAGCCAUUAGGAGAAAACAUGUCCGAGCUCCCCAUUCAUCCAACGCUCUCGAAAAUGUUGUUCUCCUCGACUAAAUUCAAGUGCUCGAGAGAGAUCGCGGCCAUCAUUGCAAUGCUACAAAUUGAAAACAUCUUCAUUAAACCCCCUGGGGGUCAAGCCGGAAAUCGAGCUCGGGUGAUGAAGCGGAAAUUUGAAGUGGCCGAGGGGGAUCAUCUCACGUUGUUGAACGUGUUCAACACCUACCUUAAGCAGAAGCAGUGGGAUAUUAAGCUAUGGUGCCAGCAACAUUUCUUGAAGUAUAAGGGUCUCAAACGGGCUGAACAGCUCUUUGAGCAACUGGUACGCACUUUGAAGCGAUAUGAUGUGCCUAUUCAGUAUUCGUCGGACAUGGACGAGAUCCGGAGGUGUAUUGUGUCCGGAUUAUUCCCGAACGCGGCCUAUUAUCACAUGUCCGGAUCUUAUCGGACAAUUCGGGGCGAUAUCCCAUUGUCCGUGCAUCCGACUUCGGUUUUGUAUACUUUGAAGCAACCCUCGUGGGUGGUUUUCACCGAAUUAGCUCACAGCAAGAAGGUCCACAUGAAAGAUAUCACCGUUAUCGAUCCCACAUGGCUGGAAAUCUUGGCACCGCAUUAUUACCAGAAAACCACGCUUCAAAGAAGUCAUUGAAAUUUAAAUAAGUGUCUUUAUAUUUCGUCAGAAAGCUAUUAAUGAUAUCUGGAAAUGAGCCGACGCAUGGUUGAGAACCCGUCAAACAAGCGAUAUUUCGAUGUAUUUUUGAUUUUGUAUUUUGGUUUAAGAUUAAGGAUAAUGCCUGAGAAAUAGAGUCACAUUUGACAGAGUCAA
Messenger RNA from Tigriopus californicus, 2383 nucleotides. RefSeq names its product probable ATP-dependent RNA helicase DHX35. Gene Ontology annotation, cellular component: intracellular anatomical structure; catalytic step 2 spliceosome. Bases 128 to 2206 code for a protein of 692 amino acids. NCBI's taxonomy places the organism in Eukaryota, Metazoa, Arthropoda, Copepoda, Harpacticoida, Harpacticidae. The transcript has a single exon. The record is from RefSeq and is a predicted model, not a curated record. Gene Ontology annotation, molecular function: RNA binding; ATP binding.